Messenger RNA from Trachymyrmex cornetzi, 837 nucleotides. RefSeq lists its product as uncharacterized. The record is from RefSeq and is a predicted model, not a curated record. Bases 1 to 837 code for a protein of 278 amino acids. The transcript has a single exon. Lineage: Eukaryota; Metazoa; Arthropoda; Insecta; Hymenoptera; Formicidae.
AUGGCAGAACCAUCUCUACCUGACAAUUCGUUGUUUCGACAAAAUGUACUAAAAAUAGCAGAACAAAAGCAGUUGGAUAGUCAACUUUCCAGACACAAUUUUGUAUUGAAAAACCAUAAAUUGAAGUGUUUGUCAAUACAUGAAUUAUUACAAAAUUUUUACGAAACAGUAUCUAGUUUUGCAGAUGAAUUUCUUGAAUAUGCUAGUAAAGUAAUGUCGGAAGAUUUAUGUCGCAUGGCAGAAAAGUGUACCAGAUCUCAGAGUGAUACCUGCACUUGGCAUGAGCUUCGUUAUGGCAGAAUUACAGCCUCAAGAAUACGAGUACAUGAAGCAGUACACUGCAAAACAUUAGAUGGAUCGUUGGUACAACAAAUCAUUGGUGCUUCAAAGAUAUUUGAAUCACAAGUAAUGGAGCGAGGGAAACGGUUGGAAAAGAAAGUUUUAUUAGAGGUCGCAAAAAUGACGGGACUGCGAUUCCAAGACAAUGGACUGUUUUUAUUACCUCAAUUUCCAGUAUUAGGAGCAUCGCCUGAUGCCUUAGGAGAUGAUGUUAUUGUUGAAAUAAAAUGUCCGUCAAUCUUAAAAACGUUUGAACAGUUUCUACCAUCUGGGAAGAUCAAUAAAAAAUGUAAAGCGCAAAUAAAUAUGCAAAUCUUUGCCUGUGGAAAAAAAAGAGGCCUCUUUUGCGUCGCAGAUCCAAACUUUGAAGAGUCUAAACAAGUAACACUUAUUUGGGAAAAUUAUGAUGAGGAUUUCACAAAUUCCAUAAUAGAAAAUGCUGUAGAUUUCUGGAAACGCUAUAUUUUUCCAAAGCUGUACAGGCACAAAAGUUCAUGA